Rosa chinensis is the source of this 1265-nucleotide messenger RNA. Its product is annotated as inactive protein RESTRICTED TEV MOVEMENT 2. The coding region runs from base 166 to 1170 and encodes 334 amino acids. The record is from RefSeq and is a predicted model, not a curated record. The transcript is spliced from 2 exons. Lineage: Eukaryota; Viridiplantae; Streptophyta; Magnoliopsida; Rosales; Rosaceae.
AGAAAAGGAAUAACCAAAUCCAAAGAAAUCACAAGCCAAUCUUCAGAAGGCAUUGUAUGUUUAUAAAUCCAUCCACCCACAGCUCCCAUUUUCCCUCAGAUUUCAGAAAUACAUCGAUCAAUAUUGUGAGAGAGAGAAGUCAAAUAUAUACUAAUUACUUAAGGUAUGGCAACGGAGGGAAGGCCAUUUGCAGCAACAGCUAAUCGGGUUUAUGAAGAUAUUGAACUACCGUCAUCAGCAGAAUGGGUUCAAGACGAAGGAUAUGACACUCUCAUUGUCAAUCUACAGGGAUAUAAGAAGGAGAAUCUGAGGAUCCAAGUAACCUCAACUCGAAACAUAAGGGUGCUCGGUGAACGCCCAGUUCGUCCGGAAAACAAUGUAUGGCAGCGCUUCCGCAAAGAAAUUCAAGUUCCAUCAAACUGUGAUGUUAAUGAAACCUCUGCCAGGUUUGACAACGGCUUCCUUUACGUCAAGAUUCCGAAAACCAUAGCUCCGGUUGAGACAGCAGCACAAAAGGAUCAGAAACCACUAAAGCCAGCAACUGAAAAACCACCACCACCCGUAGAAGCAAAAAUUCCAAAGCCUCAAAAGCCCACAAGCAGCACUACCACUUAUGUACCACAACCCGCAGCAGCUUCGACUCAGGAGAUCAACAAUGCUCAAAAGACCAAUGCUGCGGCUCAAGAACAAGUACCGCCUUCAAAACCCAUUCAGGAGAACAAAACCGAUGGAUCUCUAGAGAAGGAGAAGGUAUAUGCAGCUGUUACUACUGAUCAACCAAGUAAGGUGGAUAAGAGCGGUACUACUUAUGAGGGAGCAGCUGAGACUUCUAAGAAGACAUCGAUGGAGAAAGAAAAGAGUGAUGGGUUUUCGGCAAAUGCUCAAAAUGUCGAAGAAAAAUCACCUACUACUGAAGAUGCUAAUCGCGGUAAAAUGGUUGAUCGGGAAUAUUCAACAAAGGAGGAUGCAAAACCUGAGGAGUACUGUAGUAUGAGGCCACGAGGGCGUGGUUAUUUCAGGCAGGUUGUUGAUGGGUUGGUCAUGGAGCUCAAGGAGCCAAGGAAAGUGGUAAUAAACUUGGCUGUGGCAAUUGGAUUUGUUCUAAUAAUAGGUUUAUAUGUUAAAUAUGCUAUCAAUUCCAUUGAGGAAUUCAAACGCCAAGAGCUGUAACUAAAUGUAAGACAGUACAUGUGCAUGGCACAAUAUCAUAUGCAAGAUUACAAUAUACAGCAUAAAUUCAAUAAAAAGGGCUUAAUUUGAUAUAA